GUUUUUUAGCUCUAGCAUUUUUUCUUAUUUAUUUAACAACUGUUUUUUAUACUUUAUUUGUUGUCCAUACUAUUUUUGCUUUAUACUAGUCACAAAAAGACACAUUGUUCUACGUUCAGCCCAGUCCAACUGCAGUAUACUCAACAAACUUAUUGUAAGACAUGGGCAACCAAUUAUCGUUUGCAGUAACAGAGAGUGAACUGCAGCGCCAAAGGGCCAGCAUGGCCAAGGGAUAUUCACUGGAUCCGCGAGGAAAAGGAGACGCUAUUAUGAUUGUAAUAAUUUCAAUGUUCUAUGGGAUUAAGUUUUUGGCGGUACUCUACAUGCUGUGGAACAGGAACUACCCACCUUUGAAGGCCAAAAAUCUGACAAUUAUGACCUUGGUAAUGGUGGCCUCUGUUAUUUGGUUUGUCGGUGACCUUCAGACUAAUGGACACAUUCCUCUGGCAAACACACAUCUAACCAACUGCAAGGCGUUUGGAAUUUGGGGCCGUCUAUUGUUUGGUGUAUGCUUACAGAAUUCGCUGAUAUCGUUGAGGGCGUAUAUAUUGUAUCGCGUGUUUGGUCGUUCUUUGACAAGUCACAGUCUUGCACUUUACAUCCCGUAUUUUAUGUACCUAAUGUGUCUAGUUAUUUUUGGAGUCGUCAUGCAGAUACUAAAGCCCGCUAUAACAAUUGAAUACAGGCCAGACAUUGAUCUGUGUAGCCACGCUAAUGGUUUUGUGGUGGCAAUGUUCAGCAUUAUAGCGGCGACCGUAAUUAUUGGACUCGCCGUGCAUUGGAAGAUCCGUCGUAUCAAGAGUUCGUUCAAUGAGAAUCGGGAGAUGAUUGUUGCUUACGUUAUUGUGUUGUUUGUACUUUUAUUUACAGCAAUUCUAUCUGCCACGCGUCGCAAAUACAUUCGAGACGUUCGUUUGCGUAUAAUUUUUACGUCACUGUCGCACUUUAUGACCAACUCGAUGUGGUGGCUCAUCAUGGCGGUUCCCUUGUACAAAUGUGCGUUUGAUCGGGAGCGGUACCUCACGCAAUGGAUUAGCAAGCUGCACAAGGACGGGCUACAGAAGGAAUACAAUGUUGAACUAAAUGCAACUGAUGUUAAUGUGUGUAAAUUAUUAUUGGCUGCAAACUCUGAGGGGAACAAAGAAGUCGCUAAUAUUUUUCCAACUGAAGACAGCAUUUACGGGGAUAAGGACGGUGAUUUCUGCGCAAAUAAACACGUCAGCUUUUCACGACCGUCAGAAAUAUCCAUUUCUUCACACGGUGGAAGCUCAUACGAACGAGUCACUAGGUUGUCAUCAGCAGUGGAUCGCCACCAAGGGAAUAUUCUACCUGCUAAUCCAAACAGCUACGUUGUACCGCCAGUUGGACCACAGUUUUACACGCCAAUAUCAAUUCCUGAAAAUGCAGUCAUGGCGCCUCUCACACUGAUAGCAGCUCACAACAGGCAUUUGGACAAUUAUGACUCAAGCAACCGCCAUUUGCUUUAAUGUUUUGUAUACAUAUGAUAAUAUAUACUUUUAAAGUGCAAUUUUUAAUUCAAUUAUAACAUUUUAACAGCUAAUUCAAUGCUAG
Kickxella alabastrina is the source of this 1572-nucleotide messenger RNA. RefSeq lists its product as uncharacterized. The coding region runs from base 162 to 1487 and encodes 441 amino acids. The record is from RefSeq and is a predicted model, not a curated record. The transcript has a single exon. Gene Ontology annotation, molecular function: G protein-coupled receptor activity. Gene Ontology annotation, cellular component: membrane. NCBI's taxonomy places the organism in Eukaryota, Fungi, Kickxellomycota, Kickxellomycetes, Kickxellales, Kickxellaceae. Gene Ontology annotation, biological process: G protein-coupled receptor signaling pathway.